GCUUGCGAAAUAAAAAAGUUCCAAUAGCGACGGAAUUUAGUUAUGCCGGGACCCGAUGAGUGGACCCCUUGCAAAUGUGUAGCACCAGCUCACUUCAACUGCAUCGCAAAUCCGCAUUAACAAGUAUGGCGCAAAUGACCGACCAACUUACUGUACGUUACAUUCAAGCUAUAUUUGAGAGAAUAUAUCCUAACAAUAUUAUAAGGGCAGCGGCGCAGAAGCUUUGGCAGAGACUUUAGCACGGCUAUCCAAGAAACCGGGGGUACAGGCGACACUGGUGCUUGAAGCCUCUAGUGGUACAAUUAUCCAGAAUUCUGGAUCGUUUUCAGCGUUUCGUUCAGCCUCUAGACCAAACAAUGCUGGUGUUUCAACCGAAGAUUCGAACGCGACGGCCAGCACAGAGAGCCAGGGCAUCGAAGAGCUGGCUUCUAUGGUCUGGAGUUUUGUGAAAUCGGCAGGGGGACUUGUUCAUGGGCUGGAUGUUGAGGUUCGUCAGAAGCAAGUUAUGAUACAUGAAUGGCGUAUUGAUCUAGCUCUAGGAUGAGGUUAGACUACUGCGCCUUCGAACGAAGAAACACGAGCUUGUGAUUGUUCCAGACUCAAAAUACAUACUCGUUGUUGUACACGAAACACCUCCAGCCUAGAGGAAAAUCGCAGAUGGAGUUUGAUUUCACGGAUAUUGUUGUGGAAAGGCGUUCAAUACCCACGGAGCAUUUUACGGCGUUUUUAUUACGACGAGAUAAUGUUUUAAUGUCAUUAAUUAAUCAUGCGAAAUUUCUUUCCUCCUAUUUAUGCCCGGCGUGUAUGUGUGGUUCAUUUCAAGGCUUAUUUCCCGAGGUCUACUUAUUUUAGAGUCUCGCAUGUCUACGAAGCUAUGGACGAUUUGGCGGAGGACGAUUGGUCAUUCGAGAUUUGUAAUUUGAAGUCAAGAGCAAUCUAUAAUAAUCCACCAACAUACAAAAUUUCUCACGGUCAUGAGUUCCUACACUAGGCCUAGGAAAUGUAGUCUACGGGAUAAGCACCGAGAAGUUUAGCUCUUCAGACGAUACACACUUGAUGCUUGGUACGCACUUGAAGAUUGGGGUAUCAUCCAUCAGAAUUUUCAAGAAUCUUAAUAAUAUUGCUGUGUACUGAAC
Sclerotinia trifoliorum is the source of this 1136-nucleotide messenger RNA. Lineage: Eukaryota; Fungi; Ascomycota; Leotiomycetes; Helotiales; Sclerotiniaceae. The record is from the annotation of a GenBank genome assembly.